Molecule: messenger RNA, 1605 nt
Organism: Triticum turgidum subsp. durum (durum wheat)
Lineage: Eukaryota; Viridiplantae; Streptophyta; Magnoliopsida; Poales; Poaceae
Source: the annotation of a GenBank genome assembly
AUGGCGGACGACGACGAGUACCCCCCAGCGAGGACGCUGCCGGAGACGCCGUCCUGGGCGGUGGCCCUCGUCUUCGCCGUCAUGAUCAUCGUGUCCGUCCUCCUGGAGCACGCGCUCCAUAAGCUCGGCCAUUGGUUCCACAAGCGGCACAAGAACGCGCUGGCGGAGGCGCUGGAGAAGAUCAAGGCGGAGCUCAUGCUGGUGGGCUUCAUCUCGCUGCUGCUCGCCGUGACGCAGGACCCCAUCUCCGGGAUAUGCAUCUCCGAGAAGGCCGCCAGCAUCAUGCGGCCCUGCAAGCUGCCCCCUGGCUCCGUCAAGAGCAAGUACAAAGACUACUACUGCGCCAAACAGGGCAAGGUGUCGCUCAUGUCCACGGGCAGCUUGCACCAGCUGCACAUAUUCAUCUUCGUGCUCGCCGUCUUCCAUGUCACCUACAGCGUCAUCAUCAUGGCUCUAAGCCGUCUCAAAAUGAGAACCUGGAAGAAAUGGGAGACAGAGACCGCCUCCCUGGAAUACCAGUUCGCAAAUGAUCCUGCGCGGUUCCGCUUCACGCACCAGACGUCGUUCGUGAAGCGGCACCUGGGCCUCUCCAGCACCCCCGGCGUCAGAUGGGUGGUGGCCUUCUUCAGGCAGUUCUUCAGGUCGGUCACCAAGGUGGACUACCUCACCUUGAGGGCAGGCUUCAUCAACGCGCAUUUGUCGCAUAACAGCAAGUUCGACUUCCACAAGUACAUCAAGAGGUCCAUGGAGGACGACUUCAAAGUCGUCGUUGGCAUCAGCCUCCCGCUGUGGUGUGUGGCGAUCCUCACCCUCUUCCUUGACAUUGACGGGAUCGGCACGCUCACCUGGAUUUCUUUCAUCCCUCUCGUCAUCCUCUUGUGUGUUGGAACCAAGCUGGAGAUGAUCAUCAUGGAGAUGGCCCUGGAGAUCCAGGACCGGGCGAGCGUCAUCAAGGGGGCGCCCGUGGUUGAGCCCAGCAACAAGUUCUUCUGGUUCCACCGCCCCGACUGGGUCCUCUUCUUCAUACACCUGACGCUAUUCCAGAACGCGUUUCAGAUGGCACAUUUCGUGUGGACAGUGGCCACGCCCGGCUUGAAGAAAUGCUUCCAUAUGCACAUCGGGCUGAGCAUCAUGAAGGUCGUGCUGGGGCUGGCUCUUCAGUUCCUCUGCAGCUAUAUCACCUUCCCGCUCUACGCGCUCGUCACACAGAUGGGAUCAAACAUGAAGAGGUCCAUCUUCGACGAGCAGACGGCCAAGGCGCUGACAAACUGGCGGAACACGGCCAAGGAGAAGAAGAAGGUCCGAGACACGGACAUGCUGAUGGCGCAGAUGAUCGGCGACGCGACGCCCAGCCGAGGGGCGUCGCCCAUGCCUAGCCGGGGCUCGUCGCCAGUGCACCUGCUUCACAAGGGCAUGGGACGGUCCGACGAUCCCCAGAGCACGCCAACCUCGCCAAGGGCCAUGGAGGAGGCUAGGGACAUGUACCCGGUUGUGGUGGCGCAUCCAGUGCACAGACUAAAUCCUGCUGACAGGAGAAGGUCGGUCUCGUCGUCGGCACUCGAUGUCGACAUUCCCAGCGCAGAUUUUUCCUUCAGCCAGGGAUGA